Messenger RNA from Akanthomyces muscarius, 1551 nucleotides. RefSeq lists its product as uncharacterized. The transcript has 4 exons. NCBI's taxonomy places the organism in Eukaryota, Fungi, Ascomycota, Sordariomycetes, Hypocreales, Cordycipitaceae. Gene Ontology annotation, molecular function: iron ion binding; oxidoreductase activity, acting on paired donors, with incorporation or reduction of molecular oxygen; heme binding. The record is from RefSeq and is a predicted model, not a curated record. The coding region runs from base 1 to 1551 and encodes 516 amino acids.
AUGGCGUCCUACGAGGUCAUUGGCAUCGCCGCCCUCGCCGCGGUGUAUUUCUUGUACAAGUUUCUCAACGCGACCGACACGCCCAAGAUCAAGGGUCUGCCCGAGAUCCCCGGCGUGCCCAUCUUUGGCAAUCUUAUACAGCUGGGCACCGACCAUGCCCGCGUCGCCCAGAAAUGGGCAGCCAAAUACGGCCCCGUCUUCCAGACCCGUCUAGGAAAUCGACGCGUCAUCUUUGUCAACUCGUACGAUUCGGUCAAGCACUUUUGGAUCACGCACCAGUCGUCGCUCAUCUCGCGCCCAACCUUUCACACCUUUCACUCUGUCGUGUCCACCUCGCAGGGCUUCACGAUCGGCACGUCGCCGUGGGACGACUCGUGCAAGAAGCGGCGCAAGGCGGCGGCCACAGCGCUCAACCGGCCCGCCGUGCAGUCGUACAUGCCCAUCAUCGACCUCGAGAGCAUGGCGAGUAUCCGCGAGCUGCUGCACGACUGCGACGGCGGCGGCCGCGACGUCGACCCCAUCUCGUACAUGGCGCGCUUCGCACUCAACACGUCGCUCACGCUCAACUACGGCUUCCGCAUCGAGGGCUCCGUCGACAGCGCGCUGCUGCACGAAAUCACCCACGUCGAGCGCAUGAUUUCCAACUUUCGCUCCACCAGCAACAACUGGCAGGACUACGUCCCGCUGCUGCGCGUGUGGAACAAGCAAAAUACAGAGGCCCAGGAGUUUCGCGCCCGCCGCGACAAGUACCUGACGGACAUGCUGACGGAUCUCCAGAAGCGCAUCGCCGACGGCACAGACAAGCCGUGCAUCACGGGCAACAUUCUCAAGGACCCCGAGGCCAAGCUCAGUAUGGCCGAACUCAAAUCCAUCUGCCUCACCAUGGUCUCUGCUGGUCUUGACACCGUGCCUGGCACCCUCAUCAUGGGACUGGCUUAUCUUUCCACACCGGCCGGCCAAGCCGUCCAGGCCAAGGCUCUCGCCGCCAUCCAAGAAGUCUACCCCGACGGCGAUGCCUGGGAAAAGUGCCUAGUCGAGGAAAAGGUCCCCUACGUCACUGCUCUCGUCAAAGAAACGCUGCGCUUCUUCACCGUCAUUCCCAUAUGCCUCCCCCGCACCAACAUCAAGGACAUUCCAUACGAAAACACCGUCAUCCCCGCCGGCACCACAUUCUUCAUGAACGCCUACGCGGCGGAUUACGACGACGACCGCUUCAAGAUGGCGGAUCAGUUCAUCGUCGAGCGCUUCCUCAACGACCACGAGGUCGGCACGCCGCACUACGCCUACGGCGCCGGCUCGCGCAUGUGCGCCGGCUCGCACCUCGCCAACCGCGAGCUCUUCACCGCCUACAUCCGCAUCAUCACCGCCUUCCAGCUCACGCAGGCCGACGACCCGGCCGACCGCCCGGUCAUGCACUGCCUCGACUGCAACGCCACGCCCACGUCGCUGACCCUCGACCCCAAGCCCUUCAAGAUGAAGCUCAGGCCCAGAGACGCGGAGCAGCUGCGCCGAUGGAUUGCCGAGGCGGAGGAGCGCACCAAAGACCUCUAA